Messenger RNA from Thlaspi arvense, 2871 nucleotides. NCBI's taxonomy places the organism in Eukaryota, Viridiplantae, Streptophyta, Magnoliopsida, Brassicales, Brassicaceae. The record is from the annotation of a GenBank genome assembly.
AUGAUUGGUUGCGUGUUCCUUCAAGAGGAGGAGAUCGUUGUUCAUCGAUCCCGACGCGAUUCGAUUUUGGAUGUGAGGUUACACAUUGAGGAUUUCACUAGGCAUACACCCUUAACUUUGUGGGUCAAGUGGAAAACGCGUGAGGAAAAAGAUAUUUUAGCUGUGGUGAACCUACGUGGAUGGGACUGCACUGAAAGUAUGACAAGCACUGAAAAUUUAGAGCUCAAGGCUACCAUCAAUAACGGUCUUCCUUGGAAAAUGGUGGCUAAAGGUAGCAGGAGUUCGACAAGGCGUACUAAAAAACAAGUUGCACGAGCUGCUGCCCCUGAUAUUGAGGCAGACUACAAGAGUGCAGCAGGUGUAGCAGCUGUAAAAGAUUCAGAAUCAGAAAAGCUUGGCGUUUCUGUUCUAGGCCAGCAUUUCGCAGAAAGGGUAGAGCAUGUUCCUAUAAAGAAACGGAGAUAUAUGGUUCCCGCUCCAUCACCUUUGAAUAGGUCCUAUGCCCGCGGUGAAGGCUCACAACAUCGUGCAGAGAUCAAUCAUUCUCUGCCUGUUUCGAGGUUGAACCCCAAUCUAAUGGGCGGGAAGACAGCGGAAGUCUCCGAUGAUAAACCCGAUUGCGGCACUCAUGACUUCUCUGGUAUUAAGAUACUUGCAGAGGUUGCUUGCAGUAGUGGUAUGAGUAGUGAUAUUGCAUCCGUAGUAGAUGGUCAGCCUGUUGAACAUGUUCAGCAGCAAAAUGCUUUGACCUUAUCUGCUCACGUGGAAGGUAAUGAUUCAUCAACGGGGAUUGUUGAUGUCUCUGGGAAAGAUUCUACGGUUGAAUCCAGUGACAAGGUCGGGGAAGACAAGAGCGAAAUCAUAGAGCCUCAAAAAGUUCUGGUUGGUACUUCGGUUAAUGCUUCGUCUGCUGACCAGAGUGAAGAGCAUGUUAUAGUAGCAUCUAGUGGUGUGAUAGUGGCUCAGAAGAUCAGUAUUGCUGUUUCGAAUGAAUCCUCAACAGAAAGGCCAAAGGAAAAUGUGGAAGCAGGUGAUAGCGGAAAUUUAGCACCUCAGAUUGAGGCUGUCACUGUCUCAGAUAAGCUAUCCGGUGAUGAGCGAACGGGUAAGGGUAAGAACUCUGAAUGCCUUACAGAUGAUAGGCUACACUGGGAUUUAAAUCUUCCAACAGAUGCGUGGGGUCAGCCUUGUGAUGCAAUCGAUGAAGCAUCCCGAAGAUACUCCGAUGGAGAAGUCACCGAAUCUGUUACAGAGAGCAGACGUAUUGAUGGAAAUAAGGAAUAUGCGGCUGGUCCUCCAGUUGCAUCGGAUGUGCACAUGAAUACUCCAUCCCUGUCUGGGCCUAAAGCUGAAGCCUCUGGUCGAAAUGGGAAGGAUUGCCAAUCUGGUUAUGACUCCCAGUUUGAGGAUGGAGAGUUGAGGGAACCAUACCCUUGGGAAGAAAACGAGGGUGAUAGUGGAGAUAUUGAACAAGUGGAUUAUGGGUCUGAGCCAGAGAAUGAGCGGUUAUACUCUUUGGCUGAAAGUAAUGAGAAGCUGGAGGACCUUGAGAAGGGAAUCCUGGCAGAGACAAUAUGUGGAGCUGUGAAGUGUGAAUCUGGCAAUGUGCAUGAAGGAAGUAGUGAUAUAGAGAAGCAUGUCGUGGUUUGCAUGAAUGAUUCACAUUCAAAAGGAUCUUCUCCAUCAAGGAGCUUCGGUUCAAAACCAUUCAGGGAGUUCUCUUCACAUGAGACUAUCUCUAGGAGAAGGCAAGUUGCUUCUGCUGAACCUCUUUUCUCAUUUAAUUCUUUAUUUUGUUUCUUAGCUAAUAAAAGUGAUCUCUCUGUUUUCAGGCCUGAUAGUUACGAGUUGAAUGAGAGGGAUGCUGGUCCAAAUAAGUUUGUCGGGAGAGACAGAUCAGGGAUGCGUAUGCGAAGCAGGAGUCCUGGGAAAGGACAAUUUGGUGGCUGGGAUUCCAAACGUCGCUUCUCCCCACCUAUUUACAAAGGUGGUCCAUACGGAUUUGGACGUCCCCGGCCUAAAACUGUUGUGGAUGACCGAGAUAUGAUGAAUGGCUUUGAUCAGCCAGGGCCAGGCUCAGGCCCAGGUCCACAUGGCUAUGUUCGUAGGCAGUUCUCAAAUGGAGGAUACCGGGGUCGGUUCAGAAGGUUCCCAGAUGGUGGCGGAAAUCGCGAUUUCAGAGGCGUAAAUCGCCCCUUCCCUGGUGAUGCUGACGAGUAUCCAAGUCGCAUGCACAACAACCGGAUGAACGGACGGAGAGAGAGAAGUAACUCGCCUCCUGUCUUUAGGAGAGUGCACGACCCUCAGUCACGGUCCAGGUCUAGAAGCCGUUCCCCAGUCUCAUGGAACGGGCGGAACAGAUCUCCUCCCAGGUUCAGGGGUGAUGAAAACAGGAUGGAGAGAGUGAGGUUACCGUUCCAGAAACGGUUUCCGCUCGACCAAGAGAUGGGUUUCAUGUCGCCGCCAAGAAGCCAGCGAAACUCGAGGUUUUUCGAAGGCAGAAACAAUGAUGGUGGUGGAGAGAAUCAUCAUAAUAACUUAAGGGGAAGGAAGUCGCCGCCAGGAAGGAUGUUCAGACCAGAGCAGAGAUUUGAUAACAUGAGAAGGGUGAAUUCGGACAACUUCAGACCAUUUAUGCGGCAUAAUAAUAGAAGGUUUGGGGACGGUGGCCGAGGAGGAGGGUGUAAAUACGAGGGAGCGGAGGAGGAGAAGAAUGGGAACAGGUUUGAGAUGGUACACCGGCCUCCUCCGCCUCGGCGUUUAGAGGCAAUGGAAGAAGACGGUGAUAACAUCCGACGGUUCGGUUUAAACGCAGAACAACAACAACAGCACUCUGUUGUUUCCAACAAUAGCAAUAACGAGGCGUCAUAA